AUGACUCUAAUUGAAAGCCAGGCGCACAACACGAAACUGGAGUACAUCCAGAAACUCACCUCUCAGUCAAGCCACUACAAGCAAAAACGAGCCGUCACGAUUCAGAACGCAAAGUUACAUGCAAAAUCCCUGGAGGUCAACGGAGCUCUGUUCAAAGAUCUUGAACUCGGGGAUAGGAUCAAGGUGAAGGAACUUCGUCAACUAGUACAUGAUGACCCUACCUACCAGAACCUUACCACAGAGGAGGAAGAACGGAUGAAGCAGGAUGUCUUGGAGCUUCGUGAGCAGAGGAAAACCGGCGCUCGUCCAACAAACAAGUCAGCAGCCCAAGACUACCUCGUCGCUUUCUUUAGCCGCUCCAACCUUGAAGACACGUUUGAGCCGAACUGGAUUUGCUCUCCCAAUGCCGCAAACUUCUCUCAAGAGGCAAUGAGCUACGGGAUGUGGGACAUUGCCCGGCUGUUGGAGCAGUGGGCAUGUGCAAAGGCGAAAGGUAGCCGCACCGUCGACACACUCUCGACGAUGCAGAAGGAAUGCAGCGCGAUCAUCAACGGCACUCUCAAAACGGUUUCGCAAUCACGACAGGCCCUCAUGAACUACGCCAACUACGAUACGAAGGUCGUUGAACGAUACCAGACCAAGCUCAUGGGCUGGACCUACCGUGAAUUCAAGAGCCCGUUCGACAUCCACACCAUCGACGAUGUUCGCACAUUACUGGAGGCACUUCAAUGCGAUGACGUUAGCAAGAGAAUCGCAGCGGGUGAAAAGGUGGGGAAGGCAAGGCAGCCGAGGUCGGACAAAGGUGUCAAGAGGCCGCGGAAGAAAGCACCAGGGACAGGGGAAGGCGAGGACGAUGGGGCCCCACCAGCGAAGAAGCAGAAGAGGGGGAAAGCCGUGCCCGAGACGCGCGCUACGACAACCAAGAAAGCGCCCAAGAAAUCCAAGAAAUCCCAGCUGCCCCCCACCCGUCCCACCAGCAACGAGUUUGUUGAGAGCGAUGCUGAUGUUGAUAGUGCCUAG
Laccaria bicolor S238N-H82 is the source of this 1020-nucleotide messenger RNA. RefSeq lists its product as uncharacterized. Lineage: Eukaryota; Fungi; Basidiomycota; Agaricomycetes; Agaricales; Hydnangiaceae. The record is from RefSeq and is a predicted model, not a curated record. The transcript has 6 exons. Bases 1 to 1020 code for a protein of 339 amino acids.